This is a messenger RNA of Saccharomyces mikatae IFO 1815, 333 nucleotides long. It is a transcript of the gene BOL1, whose product is annotated as Bol1p. The record is from RefSeq and is a predicted model, not a curated record. The transcript has a single exon. Bases 1 to 333 code for a protein of 110 amino acids. NCBI's taxonomy places the organism in Eukaryota, Fungi, Ascomycota, Saccharomycetes, Saccharomycetales, Saccharomycetaceae.
AUGUUUAAGCGAGCAAUGAGCACAGAUGGACCCAUGGCACAUGCCAUUCUUAAGAGACUAGAACGUCGUUUUCCAGAUUACAAGAACUUUGCGUUUGGUCUGUAUAACGACUCAUACAAGCAUAAGGGACAUGCUGGUGUGCAGGAAAAUGCCUCUGCUGAGACACAUUUCCGCAUUGAGAUGGUCAGUAAAAAAUUUGAAGGCCUGAAACUUCCACAACGUCACCGCAUGGUUUAUUCUCUCUUACAAGAUGAGAUGGCGCAGACAAAUGGCAUCCAUGCUUUACAAUUAUCGCUAAAGACUCCACAGGAAUAUGAGUCCAAGGCCAAAUAG